AGGUCUUUGCCAAAGUACUCUGCCGAGGAGGGCGGCGAGGAAACGGAUGGCGGAAGGUCCGUGGCAACACCCCGCAGCCGCAUGUCCGAUGUGUCCCACAAGUCGGCUGCAGAAGCGGAGAAUGAGGAGGCGGACCUCAUUUGUGUGUUGCUGGUGGCCCGCCACAGCGAGCGGACGCCCAAGCAGAAGGUGAAAGCCAAGGUGAACCUGCCUUCAGACUACGGCGCGGGAAUGUUGCUCGGCUGGCUACAGGGCGGAGUUGUGGCUGCGGAAUCCGUGCUGGUGAUGCCCCGCACCAUGGAGCUGCGCGCCCGAGACCAACUCAUGCGCCUGGCGGACGCCGCGAGGGAGCUAAGCAAGAUGGGCCACGACGUCGGGACUCUGGCAGACGCCCUGAACUGCAUCAGCAAGGAAGGCGCCACCUGCCAUGCCAAAGUUGGCUGCGAUGACGGGGAGCUGGUGGUGGGUUUGAAGUGGGGCGGAGAGCUGACGGCGGCCGGCAUCAGCGACGCAGAGGAGUUUGGCCGGAACUUCCGCAACGAGACGUACCCCUCGGAGGUGAUCGACGAGCUGCACGCGACCUUGCGCCACGACAUCAAGAUCUACGCAUCGAAGGAGUCGCGAUGCCAGCAGACGGCAGCCGCCGUGUGCAAGGGCCUGAUGCGGACGCACUGCCAAGAGCUGCCGCCCCUCAUCACCGCGAUGGUCAGGACCGAUGAAUUCGGGCGCCUGGGAGGUGGUCACAAGAACUACGUCAAGAAGGACAAGAAGGAGAAGAAGGAGAAAGACUCGAGGAAGGAGGACAAAGAGUCGAAGGAGGAGCAGGGAGAGAAGGAGCAGAAGGAGAAGGAGGAUAAACAGGGGAAGAAGGAGAAGAAAGCGUCAGAGGGCGAUGACAAGAAGUCGGAGGACAAAGAAAAGGAGGAAUCAGACCUCCCUCCAGCCGACACGCCCUGGGUGGAGCUGGAAGGCCUAAUUGGCAUUCCCUGUGUGUCCACCUUCCUGAGACGCUACCCCUCGCCGGCGGUAGUCCUCCAGGAGCUCGCCGAGCUAAUGGAAGAGCUGGUCGCUGCUUUGAAGCAGGGCGAGCUUACCCAGGCGCUGGCGGGUGGUGAGACGCCACUGCUCCUCCGGGGCCGCUACGAGGAUGUGUUGAACGAGCUCAAGUGCAAGCCGCCUAAGCUGGACAAGGUGCAACAGCUGCUCGACAACCUAGAGUACGAUGAGCGGCAUAACCGGCAGGCCUUUCCCGAGGCUGCGGACAAGCCCUUGGCGAGCGCGCUGCCCCUGGCCAAGGACCUUUGUGACGUUGUGGUUCCGUUGGAGACGGCCCUGCAACGACGUGGGGACGAGGUCAAAGCAGAAAGCCACGGGAUGCUUUUGCUGGACAAGCUGCGGUGGGACCUGCGCGUGGCCUCGGGAGCAGACCUGGGGGACCACGACAAGCGGCACCUGCUGAAGCAUGAGGCGCUGUACAAGAACAUCGAUCAGAAUUCAGCUCGGGCAAACGAGCGGAAGUCCUCGUAUGUGCGGUCGCGGCUCUACUUCAGCCACAACUCGCAGCUGACUGGGCUGCUGUACCUCAUGCUGAAUGGCCUAGAGCGCAAGGAGUCGGCGGGAGAGGGCAGCCCCCUUCCAAGCACACCCAGUACAGGUAGCUCGAAGGCAGAGGUGCGCAACCUCCACGCGCAGCGCUUGGGAUUCAUGGCUCACUUUAUUGUGCGGCUUUGGCGCAAGCGCAGCGACGGAUCUCUUCGCGUCAUUUGCGACGUGUCUCCCAGCGGCAGCUUUGAUGCCCGCGUACGCCUUUUUGACUUGCCCUUUGCCGAGGUGGACGCCGUUUGGUCAGAAGUCCUGGAGCCAAUGGAUCGCCUUUCUACCGAUUUCGAGAAAUGCCCACGCGCUGGUGGGACGCCCUGAGGGUCUUGACCUCCAGGUGGUCCGGUGACUUGGGCGAUACUGCUCUCGCCUUUGACCAGCUCAGCUGGACGGCUCGAGAGGGCUUCGGCGAAGAUGUGUUGAACGGCGCCC
Effrenium voratum is the source of this 2031-nucleotide messenger RNA. The record is from the annotation of a GenBank genome assembly. NCBI's taxonomy places the organism in Eukaryota, Dinophyceae, Suessiales, Symbiodiniaceae.